Molecule: messenger RNA, 1014 nt
Organism: Fonsecaea nubica
Lineage: Eukaryota; Fungi; Ascomycota; Eurotiomycetes; Chaetothyriales; Herpotrichiellaceae
Exons: 1
Coding region: 1-1014 (337 amino acids)
Source: RefSeq, a predicted model, not a curated record
AUGUCAGGCGCCGGUCAAUUUAUCCGCGGUCAGCUUUCAACUCCACCACUUCCACAAGUUGACUUGACUGGUCGAACCAUCUUGGUGACAGGAGCCAAUUCUGGAUUGGGUUUUGAUGCUGCCAGAUUGUUGGUGCAGUUGAAUUGCAGCACCAUCGUCCUUGCGUGUCGCACCCUCGCGAAAGGGGACCAGACGAAGGAGACUAUUCUACAGUCAAUCUCCAGCGAAAACCGGGGACGUCCGCAGCCAACAAUUAUCGUCUUCGAACUCGACCUGUGCUCCUUUCCGAGUGUGGUCGCCUUUUCAGAGCGAUGCAAAGAUCUCCCCAGGCUCGAUGCCGCGAUUCUCAAUGCCGGCAUUCAACGUACGGAGUUUACACUGGUGGAAGGAUACGAGAUGACUAUUACCGUGAAUGUUAUUUCGACAUUCCUCCUGGCUUCACUGCUCAUUCCUAUCCUGCGCGACUCGGCGAAAAAGUACAACAUCACCCCGAACCUUGCCAUUGUUGGAUCGGCAGUGCAUUUCGCGGCCAACGACAAGGAGAUAACGACUCCUGCUGAGGGACAGAUUCUCAACACAGUGUCGGAUCCUAAGAAGGCCGAUAUGAAAGGGCGAUAUUACCUUAGCAAACUCAUGGUGAUGCUGCUUGUCAAAUAUCUGGCGGCGCGGUUGACAGAAGCGGCGAAGAAAGACCCAGCCAAUAAACCGUUGGUGGUCGUCAACAAUGUUGCGCCCGGGCUUUGCAAGACCAACUUUUUCCAGAACUACACGCCUGCGCCCACUAAAGUCCUGAUCGGGAUCCUUGGGCGAUCUAGCGAGCACGGCGCGCGAACGCUGGUUCAUGGAGCUACAGCGGGAAGGGAGACCCAUGGACAGUAUUUGAGUGAGUGUCGGGUCAAGAACUAUAGCAACUUUGUCAAGAGUGCCAAGGGAGAUGAAGCAGCGAAAAGGAUCUGGCAAGAACUGACAGCCUUGUAUCAGAAGAUUAAGCCUGGGUGUACGAGGGAGCUUUGA